UCGUCCCUUCUUCUCCUCCCUCUCGUACAAUCCCACUGGCCAACUGCUCUCCUGAGCUCCCCCUCCUUCCCUCCGAGACCGCCGACCUCGCUCGCCUCCCUCCCAUGGCGCAGAACACCAUCCCCAUCCCCGAGCUCUUCUGGUCCCUCGUCGACAAGGCCGACCGCAAGUUCUCCAGGCUUCGCGAUCUCCCCAGCUACGGCCGCAAUCGGAACGACUCGGAUUUCCACAAGGCCUUCAAGAUCUACACGCAGCUGUGGAAACUCCAGCAAGAGAACCGGCAGAAGCUGGUGGAGGCCGGGUUGCGGCGGUGGGAGAUCGGGGAGAUCGCCUCCAGGAUCGCUCAGCUUUACUACGGCCAGUACCAGCGGACCAGCGACUCUUCCUACCUCUCCGAGGCCUACAUCUUCUAUGAGGCCAUCCUCAGCCGGGAGUACUUCCGCGAUGGCGCGUCGCAGGACCCCGCCCUCGCCAACAAGCAGCUCCGGUUCCUCGCCAGGUUCUUGAUUGUUUGCCUCGUGCUCGGCCGGAGGGAGAUGGUCAGCCGGCUGGCGAAUCAGCUCAAGGUUUUGGUGGAUGAGUGCAAGAGGAACUUCCAGGAAACAGAGUUCAAAGAGUGGAAGCAUGUGGUCCAUGAGAUAGUUAGGUUUCUUAAAGCUGAUACAUCUUUUAUGAAUAUGAGGCCUUUGAGAUAUAGCUUUGCCUUCGAUCCGCAACCGGAUUCUCUUCCCAGUGUAGCUUCUUGUGACACCAAGAGACGUCUAGUUUUACGUGAUGCUAUCCUAAGCAGCUAUUGUCACAGCGGUGAGGUAAAGUUUACAGAGCUGACUCUGGAUACUUUCAGGAUGCUUCAGUGUCUAGAGUGGGAACCCUGUGGUUUAUUCUCAAUGAAGAGUAGUGCUGACAGUAGUCAUAGUGGAACAGGGCCUAAUCGCAUCAAUCUGUUACUGGAUAUUAGAGAUCCUACUUUGCCGCCAAAUCCACGGAAAUUAAUUUUGUACCGUCCAACUGUAACUCAUUUCCUCACGGUCGUUGCCACAAUAUGUGAGGAGCUUCCAGCUGAUGGGAUCUUGUUGAUAUAUCUUUCUGCAGCAGGAGAGGGUGGACUAAGUUUUCCUGCGCUGUCUAGUUCUGAAGUUCCUACAGAUGUUGCUGAAAAAGUUGCAGGGAGCCUUAAUAAUCUUGCCAUGUCCUCUCCAAUGAGCUCUCCACAACAUAGCCCAACCCAGUCAUCCAAGGAGAAUCACAGUCAACCUGGCUUAUGGUUAGGUUCACGUGGAAGUGGAGGUUCAAACUACGUGUACCCUUGUGAUUUGAUCCCAUUUACAAGAAGACCUCUCUUUCUGGUUAUUGACAGUAAUAAUAGUCAUGCAUUCAAGGUUAUACAUGGAGCAGAGAAGGGAGAGACAACAGCUAUGCUUCUCUCUCCAAUCUCUCGGCCUCCAGUCAUGACAGCUAUUAGCGAUUCUGCUCCAUAUCAAAAUGGAAGCCUGUUUACUAUAUUCCUCACUGCUCCAGUGCAAGCUUUCUGCUACUUGAUUGGUAUCUCUGGCAUAAAUAUUGAUCAGGAUACAUAUAACAAAGCUGAGAAGCUUUUUUCAUUGUCCUUAAGUGAGUGGGAAACAAUUUUGGUGACAUCGGUUGCACUCCAUCCAGUUUGGGUUGAAGUUAUGGGGGAUCCAUUUCUGAGGCGACUCCUUCUCAGAUUUAUUUUUUGCCGAGCUGUUCUUGCACUGUAUGCACCAGCCAACUGUCAGGAGGAAUUCUUUCCUGCCUGCCUGCCUCAGCUACCGGAAUCUGUCUGUCCGGAGAGCGUGGUCUCUCAGUCUGCCGUAAUGCGGCUUGCCAACUUCUUCGGUGCAGUCAACCAUUUCCUCUUUAAAGAAGGGUUUGUACCAGCUGAAACUGACACUGAUGAAGCAGAAAUAAUCAAAGCUUCGGAUAUUCACGAGUCGCAUUUUUCAGCAGCCAAUGGGUGCUGAGAAACCAGAGCAUGAAAACUUUGGGUUCAAUCUUCUACUGGGAAGCCUUCACACCGAGUCUCCUCUGUUUUAAAGGUCUGUUGAAAUGUGAAUACUGUCUCCUUUCAGAGAGCAUAGCGAUGAACAUAGUGAUAUGUUCUGGGACUCGGUGGAAAUUUCCACCACCUUCAUGGAACAAAAAUUGCUUUUCUUCGAUGCAAUCUGAUCUGGUUUUGGCUAUUAUGGUACUAAAUCAGACGAAUGUAACUGUCAAAAAAGCCUGCAUCCGUGUACACGUGAAUGACAGUUUGUCCAUACAAUCCUCUUAUUGUAGAUAACGGCAUCAAAACCGUGAAUUUUUAAGUUUGGAUCAACUUCAGAAACAAUUUAGUAAAGCAGUGCUGUAAUUCAAUAAGUUUCAGUCCAAUUACAUUUA
This is a messenger RNA of Phoenix dactylifera (date palm), 2397 nucleotides long. RefSeq names its product signal transducer, putative (DUF3550/UPF0682). Gene Ontology annotation, molecular function: transcription corepressor activity. NCBI's taxonomy places the organism in Eukaryota, Viridiplantae, Streptophyta, Magnoliopsida, Arecales, Arecaceae. The record is from RefSeq and is a predicted model, not a curated record. Gene Ontology annotation, biological process: DNA-templated transcription.